Sphaerodactylus townsendi is the source of this 4788-nucleotide messenger RNA. It is a transcript of the gene ALDH5A1, whose product is annotated as aldehyde dehydrogenase 5 family member A1. The transcript is spliced from 10 exons. Gene Ontology annotation, biological process: GABA catabolic process. Gene Ontology annotation, molecular function: succinate-semialdehyde dehydrogenase (NAD+) activity. Bases 122 to 1717 code for a protein of 531 amino acids. The record is from RefSeq and is a predicted model, not a curated record. Lineage: Eukaryota; Metazoa; Chordata; Lepidosauria; Squamata; Sphaerodactylidae.
AGCGCAGUUAUUUCAAAGCGGAGAGGAGCUCUUGCGAAGCGGCCGAGGGGUUACGUCGUCCGGGAGACGAGCCCACCUCUCGCACUUGCCCGCCCCGCGCUCCACCCCCCUGCAGGCGGCCAUGGCCGCUCGCUUCGCCUCCCACAGCUUCAAAGCGUCACCAGCGCUUCGCGGCGGCCGCCCUCCGCUCCUACUGCAGGCCCGGCCGCCUUCGCUAGGCCGCUUCCCGGUCCGCACGAGCAGCGCAGGCCUCGGCCGGGCGAUGCUCCCCGGGUCUCUGGUGCGCUCGGAAGGCUUCGUGGGAGGCCGCUGGGUGAAGGCGGCCGCCGCUUUCCCCGUGCGGGAUCCGGCCAGCGGGGCGGAGCUGGCCCAGGUGGCGGACUGCGGAGUGGCCGAAGCUCAGGCCGCCGUCAGGGCCGCCUACGAAGCCAGCGCCACCUGGAGCGCGGUCCCGGCCAAGGAAAGAGGUGUUUUGCUUCGUAAAUGGCACAAUUUAAUGAUAGAGAAUAAAGACGACCUUGCAAAAAUAAUUACAGCUGAGAAUGGGAAACCACUCAAAGAAGCUCAAGGUGAAAUUCAGUACUCUGCUUCCUUUUUGGAAUGGUUUGCUGAAGAAGCUCGGAGGAUAUAUGGUGACUUAAUUCCAUCCACUGCAAAAGACCGCAGAAUUUUAGUUCUGAAGCAGCCAGUGGGCGUUGCUGCCAUCAUUACUCCUUGGAAUUUUCCAAGUGCUAUGAUUACACGAAAAGUGGGUGCAGCGCUGGCAGCCGGCUGUACAGUGGUGGUGAAACCAGCUGAAGAUACACCUUUGUCUGCUUUAGCACUUGCUGAGCUUGCGAAUCAGGCUGGAAUUCCUGCAGGAGUGUAUAAUGUUGUUCCAUGUUCCAGACAACAGGCCCCAGCAGUUGGGGAAGUUCUGUGCACUCAUCCAUUGGUAGCCAAAAUCUCUUUUACUGGAUCAACAGCUACAGGAAAGAUACUGUUGCGCCAUGCCUCUGGCACUGUGAAGAAGGUCUCCAUGGAGCUUGGAGGACAUGCUCCGUUCAUAGUGUUUGACAGCGCUGACGUGGACAAAGCAGUUGCAGGCGCUUUAGCAUCUAAAUAUAGAAACUCAGGCCAGACCUGUGUAUGUACAAAUCGCUUCUUGGUGCAAAAAGGGAUCCAUAAUGCAUUUGUGGAAAAGUUUGCACAAGCUAUUAAGAAAGAACUGCGGGUUGGCAAUGGAUUUGAUGAGGGGACUACCCAGGGACCCCUAAUUAAUGAAAAAGCUGUGGAAAAGGUUGAGAGACACAUCGAUGAUGCCGUUUCUCAAGGAGCCUCCAUAGUUAUAGGAGGGAAAAGGCACAGUUAUGGAAAAAACUUUUUUGAGCCAACUCUACUCAGCAAUGUCACAACAGACAUGUUGUGUACACAAGAAGAGACUUUUGGUCCUUUGGCACCAGUUAUCAAGUUUAAUACAGAGGAAGAAGCUCUUGCUAUAGCAAAUUCAGCCAAUGUCGGCUUAGCAGGUUAUUUCUACUCUCGGGACCCUGCUCAGAUUUGGAGAGUUGCAGAGCGAUUAGAAGUUGGAAUGGUUGGUGUUAAUGAAGGAAUUAUUUCUGCUGUAGAGUGCCCCUUUGGUGGUGUAAAGGAAUCUGGACUUGGAAGAGAAGGAUCAAAAUAUGGGAUUGAUGAAUAUUUGGAAAUAAAGUAUGUUUGUUUUGGUGGUUUAGAAUAGCUGUUAUGAAUAUGAAACCAAGGUACAGCUGGAAAAUGUUUUAGAAUGGUGGUUCUCAACCUUCCUAAUGCCGCGACCCUUUAAUACAGUUCCUCAUGUUGUGGUGACUCCCAACCAUAACAUUAUUUGUGACUCGGUUCCUAAGACCAUCGGAAAUAUGUGUUUUCCGAUGGUCUUAGGUGACUCCUGUGAAAGGGUCAUUCGACCCCCAAAGAGGUCGUGACCCUCAGGUUGAGAACCGCUGUUUUAGAAGAUGUAUAAACAGUGUACAUAAAUAUUGAGUGUUCCCCUUAAAAUGAAUAAGAUGUAUGUAUUACAUACAUACAAUAGAAAUAUUUUUACCUAGAAUUAUGACCAUAAAUAGCAAAACAAAUACUAAUUUUGUAUUUGUGUUUCGAGGUUUGUAAGAAUACAGAUCUGCUUUCAGAACUGUCUUUGUCAUUAUGCAGGGAAGAGUAUCAAUUCUAUUACUGAUCUUAAUUCUGAAGAAUGUGGGGAUUUUUUACUAAUUUAAGUAGAUUUGGUGGACAGAGAAGAAAUAGAUGUUUUUCUAGCUUUUUAUGUAUAUGUGGAACAACUAGGAAGGUAGCAGUGUCUUAAAUAAUAGUGCCAAAACCUGAAUUUUAAAAGUUUAUUUUUAAAAAUGCUUGACUUCUUUCUAGUUGGCUGCCUAAAGGCUAUACCAGGAGAACAUUUGAUUCUCACAACAAAGGAAUCUUACCAGUAUCUUUGUGUGAUAUCUGGAAAUAAAUGUCCUUCUAGAUAUACGUAAACAGUCAGAGUCCCUUGCUGUUGUUUGUAAUAGUUCUUGCCUCAGAGCAUUUUUAGAGAGAAACCUGUGAUGUGUGCAUACUUGCUGGGCUUUGAGACCAAGUGUGUUUUUAUUACGAUCGCACAAAGAUAUGAACCUCAACUGUUGUGUAAGAUGCUUUGUUGCAUUUUAUUGGGCUUGUUUCUUCAUUGGGAGACACCAUCUGUUUGCACCCAAGAUUCUACAGAGAUUUCCCACGUGGUACAAAAUGGAGUCUUGCUGGAGAGAAUGAUGAUGUAGAUGAUCACAGAGUAUCCACAUGCACAAAUGGUUUUUGGACCUGUACCCAAAGAAGGAAUUUGGUAUUUGGUUUAAAUACCAAAAUACAAGAGCCCCAGCUUCCCUAAACCCCUUCUCUUACCUACUAUACUGAAUACUAUUACUGCCCUUGAAGGUUUGACACAGUUCACUAUAUCAAGUAAUAUUUCCUCUCUGAAAGGCAUUCUGCCCCUCCUUGAUCUUACCGCCUAUUCUAGAGAUCUAUCAAAGGCUAGCAAUAAGUGCCUGAACCUCAGCCAGGCAAAAACCUCACAAGAACAGUAAAUGAGAUAAGGGGAAGGGUGGCUUAUCAAACUGAAUAAAUCGAAUUGAACUGAACUGAAUAAUGAAAGACUUCAGGUGCUUCCUACAGAUUAGAAGAGGAAUACUUAGAAUCCCGGUCAAGAGGUGCUGUGGGUCAAGCUCUUGAUCACAAGUAUUUGCCUAAUGUGGAUGUUGCAUCAAGUUCCCUUAGCAUUAGUUCUUUAGAUAGAAGAAUUUAGUAGAACUGGGGUAUGUUACCAUUGUUGCAUUAAAUUAAACAGGUAUUUUAUUCACCUAGCAAAACUUCAGUAGACAUUAUAUGCUUUAAGCUGCUUUGCUAUCGUCAAAUAUAAUGCUGACCCAAAGAGCUGGGUCAGAUGAACACAAGGGUUUCUUUCCUUUGUUAUCCACUAAAGAACUGGUUGGGUCCAAUCCCUGAAUUGUUACACUCCAGAGACAUCUAAAAAUAACUUAUCCUACCACUAAUUGCUAUUCUUUAGAGGAAAAAAAAUAUCAUGGUGUACUAAAACUUGAUCUCCUAGUGCCAAACAAUAUGAGAGGAGCUCAUGAAGAAAUCAUUGUGCUCAAUGCAAUUGAAUAGUGAUUGUUUACAAUUUCCUUCUUGGCUCUGUGGAUCAGCGUGUUCUUGCAACCAUGCCAGCAAGGGUUGAUGAAUCUGAAAAUAAACGCGGGCUAGCUUUUUCAUCUAGAUGCCAUAAUUAAUAGAAUAUGUCCAAGUUGCUGGGACUAGAGAUGUAUUUCCUCCUGGUAUCCGGAGCAGUUCUUAACUCUUAAGGGAGACAGUAAAAAAGAGUACUACUUUAAAGACAUAACAAAAUUUCUGACAGGGUAUGAGCUUUUUUGUGAGUCACAAUUCACUUCUUCAAAAACUUACAGUUGCGACUCACAGAAGCUCCUACCCUGCCAGAAAUUUCGCUAGUCUUUAAGAUGCUUCUCAACACUUGCUCUUUUCUGCUGCUACAGACAGGCCCAACAUGAUCUGUCUUUAAAAGAAACAGAAGAGGGGCUGACUCUCCCGAGAAAAUAAAAAUCUGCCUUAGGAGCACCAGAAGCUGCAAAAUACAUUUGAAAGGUUUGUUCAAAUACUUCCAUUCUGAGCCCAGAUGAACUAAUCCCUGUUGAAAAAAAUCUAUAAAUUGUACUUGCUAUUUUGAGCCAACAUUUGAAGGUAAAUUCAGAUGGCCAGGUAUUCAGAUAUUCACAUUUGCCAUACAUGUAUACAGUAUAAAUGAGCCUCGGAGCCUUUUAAUUUGAAAUGCUGAAAUGACUGGAUCAGCCAGUUCUCAGAUUAUUCUUUCUUUUGUGGCAGUUGAUAAAGUUUUGAUGUAAAAAUAAUAUUUUUAAAAAAUUAUGAAUAGAAUAUGCUCUGAUCUUGUCAAUGGACUUUUUGGAAGAAUGCAAUUAAAUAUCUGUGAAAAGCACAAAUUGUUAACCGUGUGUAGCACAAGUUAAUCCUAACCAUUCAUUUUGACUAAGUUUUUUAUGGAUAGAACUGCCUUGUUUUAAUAUUUCUUUUUGAAUGUCUACAUAAAAUGUGUCUACAUGAUGUCUACAUAAAAAUGUGUCACAGUUUGCAUGUUAUAUAUUGUAAUUCCUUAAUUGAAGAAGCUACUUGAAUUCUUAUGUUGAGAUGUUUUUUUCCAGCAAUGUUUAAUAUAUAUUAAUAAAUAUACAAAGUUUAACAAACAAUGCAAAUAAACAUCUAACUUGUUUUAAA